This is a messenger RNA of Strongylocentrotus purpuratus (purple sea urchin), 1427 nucleotides long. RefSeq lists its product as uncharacterized. The transcript has a single exon. Bases 1 to 1179 code for a protein of 392 amino acids. Gene Ontology annotation, biological process: DNA integration. NCBI's taxonomy places the organism in Eukaryota, Metazoa, Echinodermata, Echinoidea, Camarodonta, Strongylocentrotidae. The record is from RefSeq and is a predicted model, not a curated record. Gene Ontology annotation, molecular function: nucleic acid binding.
AUGACAGAAGAGAAUGCCAAGCAGCAAAUAAUACUAACGAAUAGCCACCAUGUCUCGACCCUCCUCAUAAGGCAUGUGCAUCGUAAGGUGGGUCACCAAGGGCAUAACCAUGUUCUAGCUGAGUUGCGCCAGAAAUACUGGAUAGUUGGUGCAGGUGUACUUAUCAAGGCUGUGAUCAGGAAGUGUAUUGUAUGCAGGAAAUACCAGGCUAAAACAAGCACGCAGAAGAUGGCGGAUCUUCCCAGUUGCAGAAUAGAAGCAUGUGAACCACCGUUCACACACACUGGAAUGGACUAUUUUGGACCCUUUGAGAUAAAGCAUGGUCGCAGCGUCAAGAAAAGGUAUGGAGUUGUGUUUACGUGCAUGUCCUGCAGAGCAGUCCAUAUAGAGGUAGCUGGAAGCCUUGACACAAGUUCUUGUAUAAAUGCCAUGCGUCGAUUUGUGAGUCGGAGAGGACCAGUUAAAGCACUGUAUUCUGACAAUGGAACCAACUUCGUAGGGGCUUGCAGUGAGCUAAAACAGGCCCUUAAGGAAUGGCGAAAAGAGGAAAUCAUGCAUUUCACUGCAGUUCCCGGAAUACAGUGGAACUUCAAUCCUCCGGCAGCUUCACACUAUGGAGGAGUUUGGGAAAGACAGAUUAGAACAAUUCGAAAAAUUCUCCAUGCCGUGCUUCAUGAGCAGCAUCUGAAAAGCAGCCAAAGUGACGAGCAGCUACAAACGCUGAUGUGUGAAAUCGAGGCUAUAAUAAACAGCAGGCCACUAACGAGAGCAUCAGAAGAUCCGAAUGAUCUGAACAUUAUAACCCCAAAUCACUUGCUGCAGUUCAAGACAACGUCAUCGCCACCUCCUGGGCGGUUCACAGACAAGGACUUGUACUCCAGUAAACGUUGGAGACAAAUGCAAUAUCUUGCAGAUAUCUUCUGGAAAAGGUGGGUACGUGAGUACCUUCCUGCCUUGCAGCAACGGCAGAAGUGGUUGCAGCCUCAGCGCAGUCUGAAAGUUGGUGACAUAGUCCUGAUUGCUGACCAGAAUGCUCCCCGAUGUUCCUGGCCGAUGGCUCGAGUGGAGGACGUGUAUCCAGACAGCCGAGGAUUGGUGCGCAGUGCCCGACUGAAGACGAAGAUGACAACAUUAACCAGACCGGUGACUAAAAUGUGUUUGUUAUUGGAGGCAGAAUAAGCACAAGUGGAAAUCUGACACAAAGCGAAUGUGAUAUUUUGUUGCUGAAAUUUUUUGAUGGAUCAUUUCGCAAGUAUCGGCAUGAAUUUAAUUUCUCAACCAGCAGGAUCAACAAUAUUCAUCGCGUUGGACGGAUCAGUUGGAAUUAUUUCAUGAAUAUAGGUUAAUUUAAUUGUAAGAUACGGGGUGCACGACUUGCUCUGCCCCAGUAAAUGAAUCUGGUAUUGAUACCAAAUUCAUAAUAUGCG